GAACACAUCAAGCCCAUUUCAAACCUGCUCUUGCAACUCCCGAAUUCGAUCUUCGUUAGCCUACGAGCUUUGAAGCCAUGGGCAGCGACGAUACUCUCGGAAAGGCUAAAGAUCCAGUCGUGGCAGUGGUGCAAUGGGUGAAGUCGCGGCCAGCGGGCACCAAACUGGGGCUCGGAGUGGGCGGUGCGGUGAUGCUACUGCUUAUCCUGUGGCGCACCAUCAAGGACCAUGAUACGCUAUUCGUGCUGGCUGAGAUAGCGCACUUCGUUGGCAUCGGCGUCCUGGGCUACAAGCUGCAGCAGAAGCGCUCGGUAGCAGGUCUGUCGCUGCAGUCGCAGCUGCUGACGGCCACUUUCUUGGCCGUGCGCCUGUUCUGCAGCUUCAUGAUGGAGUACGACAUCCACACGGUGCUGGAUGCCCUGACGCUGGCGGCCACGCUGGGCGUGGUGUUCUGCAUGACGGCCACCGACAUGAAGAUGACCUACCAGAAGGAACAGGACAUCAUCAAGUUCUACGUAGUGCUCAUCCCCUGCGCGCUGCUGGCGCUGGUGGCCAAGCCCUCCACCAGCCACUACUACAUCUUCAGGGUGUUCUGGGCCUUCUGCGUGUACUUGGAAGCCGUGUCCGUGUACCCGCAGCUGCGCAUGAUGCAGAAGGCCAAGGUUGUGGAGCGCUUCACGGCGCACUACGUGUUCGCGCUGGGCCUGUCGCGGUUCCUCAGCUGCGCGCACUGGAUCCUGCAGAUCCUGGAGGGCAACAAGUACCUGCUUCAGGCCCUGGGCAGCGGGUUGUGGCCGGUGAUGGUGCUGGUGAGCGAGGUGGUGCAGACCUUCGUGCUGGCGGACUUCUGCUUCUACUACGUCAAGUCGUACGCGGAAGGGUCGGGCAUUGUGCGCCUGCCCGCCGGCAUUGUGUAGGUCGUACACGGGAGGCUGUAGAUGUAGCGGGGGUCAGUGGCGGGGGAGAGCGCAUGCGGAGGCAGGCGCCUUCGUCCACGCCAUGCGGUGUGGAAGGGGCUGGCGGCUGCAGGGGCGGCUGCGGCACUCCGCAGCGCUUUGCGGCGCGGGUAUAGCUGCGAUGUACGGUAGGCGGCUCAGGUGGCGGAUUGCUCGGACGGCAUAAGUAGAUGGGUUGCUGUGUUGGUGAGUGGGGGGCCUCGGCAGGUUGUGUGCGGGCAAAUUUGGGCUUUGCGGCGGCGGGGCAGGGGGCAGGCGAUAGUGCUCGUGUGUGUGCAGUGUUGGAAACGGGGGAGCAGGUUGGAAAGGUUGCUACUGGAAGGGGGCGAGGAACAGAACGGCUGGGUCGACGGCGGGGAUCCGGUGGGGGCUAUGUUUGUAACCAUGUUGUAUG
Molecule: messenger RNA, 1350 nt
Organism: Chlamydomonas reinhardtii
Lineage: Eukaryota; Viridiplantae; Chlorophyta; Chlorophyceae; Chlamydomonadales; Chlamydomonadaceae
Exons: 8
Coding region: 78-917 (279 amino acids)
Biological process (GO): protein retention in ER lumen
Cellular component (GO): membrane
Molecular function (GO): ER lumen protein retrieval receptor activity
Source: RefSeq, a predicted model, not a curated record